This is a messenger RNA of Phycodurus eques (leafy seadragon), 1593 nucleotides long. It is a transcript of the gene tecrb, whose product is annotated as trans-2,3-enoyl-CoA reductase b. The transcript has 11 exons. The record is from RefSeq and is a predicted model, not a curated record. Gene Ontology annotation, biological process: very long-chain fatty acid biosynthetic process. Gene Ontology annotation, molecular function: oxidoreductase activity, acting on the CH-CH group of donors. NCBI's taxonomy places the organism in Eukaryota, Metazoa, Chordata, Actinopteri, Syngnathiformes, Syngnathidae. The coding region runs from base 90 to 1136 and encodes 348 amino acids.
CUCUCCUCUUGGGCUCAGAGUGGUUCUGGUUUGACACUUGGGUGGUGGGGAGAAGGGAAUAAAGUGAGUCCAGAAGGUGGACCGUUGACAUGGAUGCCCUCGCGCUCGAGGCCGCCAUUGGUAAAAAGCCAGCUAACGGUGCAGCGGCUGCACCUGUACUGGCCCCAGCACCGGUCAAACGCAAACCUGCUAAAAAAGCUAAAAAGGCUGUUGUUUUCUUUGAGGUGGAGAUACUUGAUGCCAAGACCAAGGACAAGCUGUGCUUCCUGGACAAGGUGGAACCAAAUGCCACCAUUGGGGAGAUCAAGUCUAUGUUCCACAAGAGCCAUCCUCAGUGGUACCCAGCCAGACAGUCCAUUCGCCUCGACCCCAAGGGGAAAUCUCUAAAGGAUGAGGAUGUUCUACAACAGCUUCCUGUGGGAACCACAGCAACGUUUUACUUCCGAGACCUGGGGGCUCAAAUCAGCUGGGUCACGGUUUUUCUGACGGAGUACACAGGGCCUCUUGUUAUUUACCUGAUGUUCUACUUCAGGGUUCCCUUCAUCUACGCUCCCAAAUAUGAUUUUACCACCAGUAAACACUGGGUAGUACAUCUGGCCUGCAUGUGUCACUCUUUCCACUUCGUCAAGAGGCUGCUGGAGACACUGUUUGUCCAUCGCUUCUCUCAUGGUACCAUGCCACUGCGCAACAUCUUCAAGAAUUGUACAUACUACUGGGGCUUUGCAGCAUGGAUGGCCUAUUACAUCAAUCACCCGCUAUAUACACCACCAAUUUAUGGUGAGCAACAGAUCAGACUGGCCCUUGUCUUAUUUCUGUUCUGUCAAAUUGGAAACUUUUCCAUCCACAUCGCGCUCCGCAACCUCCGUCCGCCAGGCUCCAAGACCAGGAAGAUACCCUAUCCAACAAAGAAUCCCUUUACCUGGAUCUUCCUGCUGGUCUCUUGCCCCAACUACACUUACGAGUUGGGCUCUUGGCUCGGCUUCACGCUGAUGACUCAGUGUCUGCCCGUGGCUUUCUUCACCUUGGUGGGUUUCAUUCAGAUGACCGUGUGGGCCAAAGGAAAGCAUCGCAGCUACCUGAAGGAAUUCCGUGAUUACCCCCCUCUCCGAUCGCCCAUCCUGCCAUUUGUCCUGUAGAAGACCACAUUCAUGGCCGCUCCUUCAUCCAAAUCAGCUUCCAUUGAUUGUAGCAACCUCCCCCUCUCUACCCAAACCUUAAAAGAGCAUCAACUCCCUUUGUUUCACUCCCAAUUCUACACUGGAACGCCACUGACUGAAAACAUGACUGCUGGCUUCCUUCCUAAACCAUUUUUUUCUUGAUCGCUAUGAUGCUAAAUGUUUAAUACAUCACUGGGUUUAUUUGUUUUCUUUAUUUAACAUGCUAAACAAACCAUGCAAUUAUGCCUGGUUAUUUGAAUUAUUUUGCAUCUCCAGAGAUGUUCUGACUUUCAAAUGAGCCCGUGUGCGCUGAAUGGCAUACAGUAUUGCAUUCAUACAGGUCGGAUUUAUGUUUUGAUGUUCAGAAAUUUAUAAAUUGCUGUUCACAUCCAUUCAUCUGAAAAGGUAAUUUAUUAAUAAAAAGGAACCAAACCUA